AUGCGCACGGCCUCUCCGCAGGGUUCCGAGAGGUGGAGCGCUGCGGCGGGAGGCGGCCAACGUGACGUUGCCAGCGUGGUCACGUGGCCGCCGGUCAUCGCCCCCUCCCCCCCUCCCUUGCCGUUCGCCCGCUGGUCGGCCCGCCAGGCUGAUUCUGCGAGCGCCCGGCAGGCUGAGGGAGUAACCGCACACGCCGAGCUCGUGACGGCGCCUCCCCUCCAGUCAGCCCCGCUCGCCUCCGCCCGGCCUCCCUUAGCGCGUGGCCGGGAGGAGACCCGAGGCCCCGCUCCGCCCUGGUCUGCGCGCCACCGGCCAGACGGGGGUGGCGGGCGGGUGGCGACGGCGGGCGGGCUUCGCGGCUGCGCCCCUCCGAAGGCCGAGCCCUGGGCCCAGCGCCCCGCGCCGAGCCAACUUCCUCCUGGGCCGCCCUGCUCACGUCCGCCCGGGCCGGCGCGUUUCCUCCUUAGGCCGGAAGCCGGGCACCUGGAGCCCCCGGACCUUGACCCCUUACCCCAGAGUCCCUCUCGUGCCUUUGCUGUGCAGUGA
Nannospalax galili (Upper Galilee mountains blind mole rat) is the source of this 546-nucleotide messenger RNA. Its product is annotated as atherin-like. The coding region runs from base 1 to 546 and encodes 181 amino acids. Lineage: Eukaryota; Metazoa; Chordata; Mammalia; Rodentia; Spalacidae. The transcript has 2 exons. The record is from RefSeq and is a predicted model, not a curated record.